Salarias fasciatus (jewelled blenny) is the source of this 423-nucleotide messenger RNA. RefSeq names its product homeobox protein engrailed-1-B-like. The coding region runs from base 1 to 423 and encodes 140 amino acids. The record is from RefSeq and is a predicted model, not a curated record. The transcript is spliced from 2 exons. Lineage: Eukaryota; Metazoa; Chordata; Actinopteri; Blenniiformes; Blenniidae. Gene Ontology annotation, cellular component: nucleus. Gene Ontology annotation, biological process: neuron differentiation; regulation of transcription by RNA polymerase II; multicellular organism development. Gene Ontology annotation, molecular function: DNA-binding transcription factor activity, RNA polymerase II-specific; RNA polymerase II cis-regulatory region sequence-specific DNA binding.
AUGGCACUGAACCCCAAACUGCCUCCAGUAGAAAUCAAGCACAGGCAUCUCUUGCGCUGCAUAUUUAUAUUUCCGCUCCACUUUCCUUUCGCCCUUACUGCAGGCCCAAGGACACGGAAACUGAAAAAGUCGAAAAGCGGCAAAGAGGACAAGCGGCCUCGCACGGCCUUCACGGCCGAGCAGCUGCAGAGACUGAAGACUGAGUUCCAGGUGAACCGCUACAUCACCGAGCAGCGGCGGCAGUCCCUGGCGCAGGAGCUCAACCUCAACGAGUCCCAGAUCAAGAUCUGGUUUCAGAACAAACGGGCCAAAAUCAAAAAGGCCAGCGGCUUCAAGAACGGGCUGGCGCUGCAGCUGAUGGCGCAGGGACUGUACAACCAUUCCACCACCACCAUCCAGGAGGACAAGGAGGAGAGCGACUGA